Molecule: messenger RNA, 1269 nt
Organism: Annulohypoxylon truncatum
Lineage: Eukaryota; Fungi; Ascomycota; Sordariomycetes; Xylariales; Hypoxylaceae
Product: mitochondrial glycoprotein
Exons: 2
Coding region: 188-1069 (293 amino acids)
Biological process (GO): cytosolic ribosome assembly
Cellular component (GO): mitochondrial matrix
Source: RefSeq, a predicted model, not a curated record
CCACUACGCCUCCCCUCCAUGUAUUGGCCCGUGCGCAGAGAAAGCUCCAAUCGUUUAUCGUUAUCAUCUGAUAAAAUUUUAGGUUUUUUUGUAAAUUUCCAUUUGUUCAACAUCAAGAUCAAGAUACCCUCAACAAUAACUUCUACCACCAUCUUGAAUCCGUUCGUCAUAAUUCAGAUUAAACAAGAUGCUAUCACUACGAGUUGUUGCGCGAUCAGCGCCCCGGACUCUUAACCGUCUCAGCUCUACCGCGCUCCGUCAAUCCAGAGUAGCUCGACCGAGCUCUCUACUAAAGUCGUCAUGGGCACCCCUCAGAUCGUCGCAGUUCGCAUCUGCCUUCUCGACGUCCCAAUUUAGACAAUCCGCCGCCGAGGUUGACCAGGAACUAUCUGUCAAGCUCGACAGCGAACUCCAGUUUGAGGGCUCGAUGAAGGAAGUCGACCAGUAUCCCGCCAGCGUCAAAGACUUCCUCGAGAACAGCCCCUUCGAGCUUAAGGACGAGCCCGGCAAAGAAGAUGUCACUCUGACACGGAAGUUCGGUAAUGAGACCAUCACCGUCAGCUUCUCCAUCUCUGAUCUCGCCAACUACGAGAACGAUGACCUCUACAAUGACGAGUCGCUCAAUGACGACGAAAUCGACGUUCCCGAGGCCGGCCAACGUUCCGCACAAUCGGAGAACGAUGAGCUCCUCGACGAGGAGGACGAGACUAACGAAACGCCGGUGCCGUGCCGGCUGAACGUCGUGGUGGAGAAGCCGGGUAAGGGCGCUCUUAACAUCGAAGCGCUGGCGCAGGACGGCCAGAUCAUGGUCGAGAACUUUUACUACUUCAAGGACCCCAAGCUGGCGCACGGCGAGACGGCCGAGACGGCCCACAUCGCCCAGGACGUGUACCCCGGCCCGCCCUUCGGCACCCUCGACGAGGACCUCCAGCUCCUGAUGGAGCGCUACCUCGAGGAGCGCGGCGUCACCCAGGCCCUCGCCGUCUUCGCCCCCGACUACAUGGACAUCAAGGAGCAGCGCGAGUACCAGACCUGGCUGAAGGACGUCAAGGCCUUUAUCGAUGCUUAGAAUUUUUUUUCGGCGUCGGUGGGGUGGGGACGGGGAAAAAAGGGGGUUCAAGGUCGAGCGAUUAGGACGAAACGACGAAUGAGGAUUAAGGAGGCAGAGAUUAUAAAACCUCCCGUGAUGUAUUAUGAGGAAUCACUCGUCCUGAUGUAACUUUUCCACACUCCGCAUGUAUAAUAAAAGAAAAAUGGCCACUACUGAAA